Messenger RNA from Trifolium pratense (red clover), 3320 nucleotides. RefSeq names its product protein argonaute 2-like. The record is from RefSeq and is a predicted model, not a curated record. Bases 120 to 3065 code for a protein of 981 amino acids. Gene Ontology annotation, molecular function: protein binding; RNA binding. Gene Ontology annotation, cellular component: cytoplasm. Gene Ontology annotation, biological process: regulatory ncRNA-mediated post-transcriptional gene silencing. The transcript has 3 exons. NCBI's taxonomy places the organism in Eukaryota, Viridiplantae, Streptophyta, Magnoliopsida, Fabales, Fabaceae.
ACCCUUCUAUAAAUAAUAAUAGUAACAUUGUUCGGUGGUGUUAAUGUGUACUUUGUGUGCUUGUUAGUUAAGCAUUCAAAUUCAAUAAUUUCUGUCUGUGAUUUGCUCCCAAUACUCCAAUGGAAAGAGGCAGUUACAGAAACACAACCGCUGGCCGUGACGGUUAUGGUGGUGGUCGUAGCGGUCAUGGUGGUGGUGGUGGUAGAGGAAGAGAAAGAGAAAGAGAGUUUUAUCCGCAACACCAAUCAAGUGCCGGUAGUGGUGGUGGUGGCCGAGGGUUUCCUCAACAACCGCAAAAUCGCUGGCAACAAAGGCCAAAUCCACCAUCCCCAGUCACCCACACAAGUUCAUCUUCGGUUCUUCCUCAUUUCAACAUGCCAAACGACGGUCAACCCAAAGUCCGAACUCUUCCACUUCCCGAUGGAGCUCCGAAAUUGAAAGAGCAGAAAGUGGAAAAUACAACAACUGGACCUAUACGCCGGCCUGACAAGGGAGGGACGGUGUCAAUUAGAAGCUGCAAUCUUCGUGUGAAUCAUUUUCCGGUUACCUUCAAUCCACAAAGCAUUAUUAUGCACUACAAUGUGGAUGUGAGGGCUACCGUGCCACCAAAAAAGGGUUUGCCUCCAAAGAAGAUUUCCAAGUCAGACUUGUCUAUGAUCAGGGACCAAUUGUUUGCUGAUCAUCCUCAGACACUACCUUUGUUGAAGACUGCUUAUGAUGGAGAGAAAAGCAUCUUUAGUGCUGUGCCAUUGCCCGAAGAAACUUUUACUGUGGAGGUCUCGAAAGGAGAAGAUGAAAGAGCUGUUUCUUAUACAGUAACUAUAACACUGGUGAACAAACUCGAGCUUCGCAAGUUGAGAGAUUACCUUAGUUGCAGAGUCUAUUCCAUUCCGAGGGAUAUUUUACAGGGAAUGGACUUGGUGGUGAAGGAGAAUCCAACAAGGAGCACAAUUGCUUUAGGAAGAUAUUUCUUUCCCAACAAUCCUUCCAUGGUGGAGAGGGGUCUUGAACCCGGAAUAAUUGCAAUUGGAGGGUUUCAACAUAGUCUCAAGACCACGGCUCAGGGUUUAUCUUUGUGUCUUGACACUUCAGUUUUGUCUUUCCGAAAGAAAAUGUCAGUCUUGGAUUUCCUCCAUGAUCGUAUUAGGGGUUUCAAUUUGGCCGAGUUUUGGAAAUAUAAGAAAGCUGUCGAGGAGGAACUCCUUGGAUUGAAAGUAAAUGUCACUCACAGGAGAACCAAACAGAAAUACACCAUUGCUAGGUUAACACCUAAAGAUACACGCCAUAUAACUUUCCCUAUUUUGGGCGAAGAUGGCCAAAACCUUCCUGGAAGCACCUCUCUUGUUGCCUACUUUAAACAAAAAUAUCGCAUCAAUAUUGAAUACAAAGAUAUUCCUGCCUUGGAUUUUGGGGGAAACAAGACUAAUUUUGUGCCUAUGGAGCUAUGUGUCUUGGUUGAGGGUCAGAGAUAUCCCAAAGAGUAUUUGGACAAGAAUGCUUCCAAGAACUUGAAAAAUAUGUGCUUGGCAAGUCCAAGGGAGAGGGAAUCUACAAUACAAAUGAUGAUGAAGUCUGGUGAUGGACCUUGCGGCGGUGGUAUUCUUAAGAAUUUUGGAAUGAAUGUCAAAACUUCCAUGACAAAUGUGACCGGACGCGUGAUUGGGCCUCCAGCAUUGAAGUUAAGUGAUCCACGUGGAAGGAGUACUUCUGUCAAACUGGAUGCAGAGAAAUGCCAUUGGAAUCUAGUUGGAAGGUCAAUGGUAGAAGGAAAACCUGUUGAGUGUUGGGGCAUCCUUGAUUUUACCAGCAAUGGACCUAAUUGGUGCAGAUUAAGAGGCAAUCAGUUCGUUGACAAUCUUAUGGAUAAGUACCGAAAGUUGGGCAUUGUCAUGAAGGAACCUGUUUGUUAUGAGCAUUCUUCAAUGCAGAAACUUGGGGAUUACAAUUCACUUAGUGACUUACUUGAAAAAAUAAAUGAUAGGGUUCAAAAAAACUAUCGACAGAGGCUGCAAUUUCUUCUUUGUGUGAUGGCCAACAGGGAUCAUGGUUAUAAGUGCCUCAAGUGGAUUGCUGAGACGAAGGUUGGCAUAGUGACACAGUGCUGUUUAUCUGGUAAUGCUAAUGAAGGGAAAGACCAAUAUCUCACAAAUCUUGCUCUAAAAAUCAAUGCAAAAAUUGGAGGCAGUAACGUGGAGCUCAUUAAUAGGCUCCCACACUUUAAGGAUGAAAGUCCUGUUAUGUUUAUAGGGGCUGAUGUCAAUCAUCCAGGCUCUCGGGACAUAGAUAGUCCAUCCAUUGCUGCGGUGGUUGCCACUACUAACUGGCCUGCUGCAAAUCGCUAUGCAGCACGUGUUUGCGCUCAAGAGCAUCGGGUGGAGAAAAUUGUGAAUUUUGGAGAAGUUUGCCUUGACCUUGUUACACAUUAUGAGAAAUCGAACAAAGUCAGACCCCAAAAAAUUGUUAUCUUUCGUGACGGUGUUAGUGAGAGUCAAUUUGAAAUGGUUCUUGCUCAGGAGUUGACAGAUUUGAAGGCCGUUUUUCAGCGCUCGAAUUACUUUCCAACUAUCACUCUUAUUGUAGCCCAAAAGCGACAUCAAACUCGAUUGUUUCCUACUGGUCCAAAGGAAGGGACUGGUAAUGGCAAUGUGUUCCCUGGAACAGUUGUGGACACAAUGGUCGUACAUCCUUUUGAAUUUGAUUUUUACCUUUGUAGUCACUAUGGAAGCCUAGGUACAAGCAAACCCACUCACUAUCAUGUCUUGUGGGAUGAGCACGAGUUUACUUCUGAUGAUUUGCAGAAGCUCAUAUAUGAUAUGUGCUUUACCUUUGCAAGGUGCACUAAACCUGUAUCUUUAGUCCCUCCAGUGUACUAUGCUGAUCUUGCUGCAUAUAGAGGAAGGCUAUACUAUGAAGCAAGGAUGUCGGCACAAUCUCCAGGUUCAGCUGUGUCUUCUUCAUCAUCACAUUUAGCUUCUUCAUCCUCUUCUUCCACCACCUCAAUUUCAAAUGAUCCAGGGUUUUACAAGUUGCAUCCUAAUACGGAAAACAGAAUGUUUUUCGUCUGAAACCUCCAUCUACUCUUUCUUUUGUGGCAGAUGAACUAUUUAUGGUAUAACUUCUCUGGUCUUCUUGCAUUGGGACAAAAUACACUUCCUUGUUGCAGUAAUUAAGUAGUUUUUGUUGAACUAAUUAUGUGGUUUGUGCAUGAAUGUAAUGUCCUUUGUUGAACUAAUUAAGUAUUAUGUCUUGUCCUUUGUUUUAGUACUCAUGGUGUCAGAUGUUUAUCAUGUCAUUUUAAUGAAUUAGAUUGUUUCACAGCA